AUGGAAUGUUUAUAUCUUCAAUUGAAUGAUUUACCCGAUGAAAUUCUUUUGAUUAUUUUUAAAAAACUAAAUAAUAUUGCACAACUUUAUUCUUUAUUUGGCAUUAGUAAACGAUUAAAUAAAAUUUUGCAUGAUCCAAAUUUUACAAGUCAUUUAGAUUUACUGACAUUUUGGCUGAAUGAUUGUAUUUAUCGAUUACCUUCUCCAAUACUUGAUAGAUUUUGUUUACAAAUUUUACCUGAAAUUCAUAAUAAUAUCAAAUGGCUUAAUGUUGAAUCAUCAUCAAUGACACGUAUUCUUCUUUCUACAAAUUAUCCUAAUUUAUAUGGACUUGGUUUAUAUAAUCUUGAAAAAGGAAUGACAAAACAUCUUAUUUCUAGUAAGAUAUUUUAUUUUGAUUAUCGUUAA
This is a messenger RNA of Rotaria sp. Silwood1, 408 nucleotides long. The record is from the annotation of a GenBank genome assembly. NCBI's taxonomy places the organism in Eukaryota, Metazoa, Rotifera, Eurotatoria, Philodinida, Philodinidae.